UUCUUCAAGCACUUAGCGGGCAAAGCAGAGAUUGAAGGCGACCAUGCCAAGUAGAAAGAAAGCUUCUAAAAAACACGCAACUAUCUCGAAAGCAAGCUUUGUUCCUCCUCAAGAGCAAGAUUACUAUGAAGGGGAACGUCUUGCUUCUCUUCUCAAAUCGGUUCGGAGAUUAAACUUCAAUCCCAGGAGAUCAGCAAGACUCCGGGAUGGGAACUCCUUACCUGAAAAAAUAUGGUUCAAGCAACAGUUCUCAAUUGGGGUCAAUGAUGUCACUCGUGUCCUUGAACGGAUGCCACCAAUUGCUCAAGUGAGAAGCUCAACUCAACAGCCCCAUUCAAUUUGCAGCAAUCAUAUGGACCAGCUUCAGGUUGUAUUGUUGGCUUCUGAUUGCAACCCUUGGUGGCUGACAAAGCAUCUUCCAAUCUUGGCAUCAUCAAGGAGCGUUCCACUGAUCCUUGUCAAAGAUAAGAAAGGAGGCUCGUUGAGGUUGGGUGAACUUUUUAAACUCAGAACAGCAAUGGCGAUUGGAGUGAAGUCUCUCACAAAAUACAGGCUAAAGGAAAUGCCAUUAACCAGCUUUUUGAGAAAAUGGUGAAGAAAUAAAUCAUGGAACCAAUUGCAUCAACACAAUUGCAAUGCCUGAUGCACCAUGUCAGUGGCAUGUACGAUGAACAGUCAUGAAAGGAGUUUGAACCCAUGGCAGAAAGGGAGGGAUGGAAAGGCUGCUGUCCAGAAGCAGUUGCUUGAGACCAACUCGCACAUCUUAUUGGUCGUGUGAGUUUGAUAGCUUCUUUCAAGACCCUGAAUAAUGAUAUAUCAAAUUUUUGCAAUGGUUCACUCCGUCUACAUGCCUCAGGAUAUGUCAAGAUCUUUGGGAAUGUUUUUUUAAUUGAUCUUAUGGUUUUAUUUAUGUUCUCGUAAUUGUUUUAGUAUACAAGUCCUUGUAAAUAAGGGGAAUUCAUGAAAUAUUUUAGGAGUAAUUACACUCUUCAACUAUAUAUUAUUUGAAAAAUGAUUUGUAUAGUCCAAA
Molecule: messenger RNA, 1030 nt
Organism: Juglans regia (Persian walnut)
Lineage: Eukaryota; Viridiplantae; Streptophyta; Magnoliopsida; Fagales; Juglandaceae
Exons: 6
Coding region: 44-595 (183 amino acids)
Source: RefSeq, a predicted model, not a curated record